Messenger RNA from Phytomonas sp. EM1, 1815 nucleotides. Lineage: Eukaryota; Euglenozoa; Kinetoplastea; Trypanosomatida; Trypanosomatidae. The record is from the annotation of a GenBank genome assembly.
AUGCUACGCUUUUCAUUGGUGUGCCGCCGGUACCCAUUUAAUAAGCGAGGACCUCGUGAGCACAAGUCUUGGAAGCACCAUGUCCUAAGUGAGCCUCCAAAGCCCCUGCAGUGGCGUGAUCCUAAGGUUUGGACGAAUAAUUUGAGUGAAAUGAAGAGCUUCGAUCCUCCACAAUGGGAUCUAUGGCUCAAUCGAGCACGCUCUGAGGACAUGGAUGAGGCGCUUCAGCCUUUUAUGGAUAUGCCUCAAUCCCUUAAAGAUCGACGUUAUGAUGUACCGUGGUGGGCAAACCCUUUUGGGGCCUGGUAUCUCCAGAAUGUACUUUCAGUUGAGCUGUUGAAGCUGCCAAGUCGGACUAAUGCUGAGAAAAUAGCCAUUUAUAGAAGCCAAAGAAACGCAUCCAUAGAAAGUCAGGGAACGGUCUCACCUGUAAGCGAUGAUGUGCUCAUUAAGAACAUUAUAAAGGAGCGGUGGCGGACGCUAGAGUUUGGUGAUCGUGAGGCUGGAUUUCCCUGUACAUUUAGUGACUAUAUUCAAUUUCUGAACGAGUGGUUUAAGUCUUUAGAUGAGGAAGGCAUGCAGCGCUUACGCGAACAUUUUGAUCGUCGCAUUCGUCCUCUUCUUGCAGUUAUGACCCAUGUAGAUUUGUUAUGGCUUGAGGCGCUUACGCAGAACAACACACAAAAUAAAGAGCUAUUAGAGAGGCGCAUAGGCUUCCAAACCUCUUUGGGCACACCAGAGUUUUUUGACAUGUCCAAACGGCUUCGGUACGAAAUAAAUGAAGAUUACAAAGUGCGCGAUGAGGUGGGACCAGAGCUCUUUGCGUUGUGGAGCAAGGCUCCUGAGCGAUGGCCCCCCGAGCGACUGGCGAAGAUGUAUGGCCUAGAUUUUACACUUGUGCGUAAGAUCUUAGUCUGGCAUCACUUUAAGGCGUGUUACGAUGCGUGUGUGGAGCCAGACUGGUCACUGCCCAAACGUCUUUUUGCGCUCGAAUGGAUUCGUGAUGUACGUGCAAGAAAGCAAGGGAUGUUCUACGGUAAAAUGCGCUUUGCAGAGCAGAAAAUAACAUUCUACAGCGAUAAGUUUCUUUUCCGAGAUCUGGUCAACCGCCGUGAGGCUAGCUAUGCCAACGUAUGGGAAAUGGAUGAUCCUUAUCGUUUUUUACAAACUGAACAGGAUUAUGAGGACUAUUGGGGUGAUAAUUAUGAUGUUUACCGCCGUAUGUUUCCCGAAAUGAUUGGGCGCACUGGUGAGCCAGUGCAGCAGUAUAGCCAAAUGCCGGUAUGGGCCGGCCCACAUCGUGAUCAUGCUAACAAAUCCGAAUACAACUGGAUGUUUGCAGAGAUUGGUGUUAAUGUAGGCCACGAGCCCUUGAAGAAGCUUGAGCUGGAUCCUACAAACGAGAAAAGGCGUCGGUUCGUGAUUCGUCAGCCGGACGGCUCGCUCCGAUCGGCAAAGAUGUCAGAGAUGCGCGCGUGGUACUGGAAGGAAGAAUGGGCGGACUUCCGCUUUUGGGUCCCUAAUAUGGAGUGGGGCAUCGAAAACACUCCUUCCCAGGAGCAAUAUCAAGAGCAUGUACCCGAUACAGCUGAUGCGGACUUCCGCAAGCAGCGACGCAUUCAAUCCCGUCCGGUCAAAUGGUUUUAUGAAAGCCAUUACACACGAACUGGAAGCUUUGCGGGAUUUGAACCUACACGUUUUAUGCAGCGAGGAACUAAGCGUGAGGUUCGAUGGCCUGAUGUGAUAAAUGCAGCUGUGCAAAUUGAAAAAUCUAAACCUAGCGCUCACGUCUUCAAAGCGAUUCCUGAAAUUUAG